GUGCUUUAGGCGCUCCCUUUGUCAGGAUGAAUUAGGAAGGCAAGGCCUCUUCCUCUGAACCAUGGAGACAAGGGCGUCUUUCAUUGCCACCAUGCAAGAGACCCAGCAUCUCUCCCCAGAGAAGGCUCAGAGCCCGGCCAACGGCAACACGGAGCAGUUUGAUUCAGAUGAGGGCUCCAGCAUUGAGGACGCAGACUUCAACUGGGACGAGUUCCUGGAGGAAACAGGAACCAGCGCUGCUCCCCACACCUCCUUCAAACACGUUGAAAUCAGCCUUCAAAGCAGUUUCCAACCAGGGAUGAAAUUAGAAGUGGCCAACAAGAGCAAUCCGGACACAUACUGGGUGGCUACGAUCAUUACAACGUGUGGACAGCUCUUAUUGCUUCGUUACUGUGGCUAUGGAGAUGACCGCAGGGCGGAUUUCUGGUGUGACGUGAUGACAGCAGAUCUUCACCCAGUUGGCUGGUGUACACAGAAUAACAAGGUCCUGAUGCCUCCAGAUGCAAUCAGAGAGAAAUACAUGGACUGGACGGAGUUUCUCAUACACGAUUUGACCGGCGCUCGUACUGCACCUGCAAAUUUACUGGAAGGCCCUCUGCGAGGAAAAAACCCUGUAGACCUCAUUACAGUUGAUUCCUUAAUAGAGCUGCAGGAUUCCCAGAAUCCCUUUCAGUACUGGAUAGUUAGUGUGGUUGAAAAUGUUGGAGGAAGAUUACGCCUUCGCUAUGUGGGAUUGGAGGAGACUGAAUCCUAUGACCAGUGGUUGUUUUACUUGGAUUGCAGACUUCGACCAGUCGGUUGGUGUCAAGAGAAUAAAUACAGAAUGGACCCACCUGCAG
This is a messenger RNA of Leptosomus discolor (cuckoo roller), 839 nucleotides long. The record is from RefSeq and is a predicted model, not a curated record. Lineage: Eukaryota; Metazoa; Chordata; Aves; Leptosomiformes; Leptosomidae.